Messenger RNA from Phanerochaete carnosa HHB-10118-sp, 953 nucleotides. RefSeq lists its product as uncharacterized. Bases 37 to 858 code for a protein of 273 amino acids. The record is from RefSeq and is a predicted model, not a curated record. The transcript has 4 exons. Gene Ontology annotation, molecular function: S-adenosylmethionine-dependent methyltransferase activity; O-methyltransferase activity. NCBI's taxonomy places the organism in Eukaryota, Fungi, Basidiomycota, Agaricomycetes, Polyporales, Phanerochaetaceae.
CUCUCAUGGCCGGCUGUAUCGUUCCCUCGACCCGCCAUGUCCUGUCCUCAGUAUAUCCAAGGCCACACUCCCCACGACCGCCUGUCGUAUCUCAUCAACCGCCUUUGCGCGGAGCUCGACGGCUGUGACGCCCCGUGUGACGCGCUCACGCUCGCGCAACAAGCUAAAGCUGUCAUUGACGGCUACGACCGGUAUCUAGAGCGCAUGUCGAGCCCGCACCCGCCUAUCGUCGACGCAAUGAUCGCUGUGGGGAACAGCACGGACUGGGAGCGCAUACACGCCGAAGGCAAGACAAGAUUCAAGCUUCUUCCCGAGAUGAGCGCGGGCGGGUAUGAGGCGGUCGUGAUGCAGCAGCUGGCCAAGAUUUCUAAGGCAAAGGUCAUCCUCGAGAUCGGCAUGUUUACAGGCACGACCACCGUCUCGCUUGCGCUGCUACCGACUGUGGAAAGGAUCGUCACGCUUGAGCUCGAGGAAUAUCUCGAGCAGACGAACAGGCCGUUUUUCGAGCAAGCUGGUGUCUCCGAGAAGAUCGACAUCCGGAUCGGUGACGCGCUUUCCUCUCUGGACAAGCUCAUAGCGGACAAUGCAUCAUUCGAUAUGGUCUUCGUCGAUGCUGACAAGAGCAGCUAUAUUAGCUACUUCCACAAGAUUAUGGAUGGUGGGCUGCUGGGCAAGAAUGGAUUCAUCAUCGUAGACAACGUCGCGUUCAAGGCGUCGCCCUGGGCGCCGAACGACUGCUAUAGCGAUGGCCCAAUCUUGGAUGCUUUCAACCAAGCUGUACGCAAUCACCCGGGAAUUGAGGUAAUUAUGCUGCCAGUUGAGGAUGGCAUCAGCUUAAUUCGUCGGAAAGACGCAUAAUUACUUUAGUCCUCGAUUCAACCGGGUUGAAUCUGUAGUACUGCUGUAUACAUUGUAAUCCGACAUGCGCGGUGAAUGCCUUUCAUUACCCUGCC